Malaya genurostris is the source of this 1230-nucleotide messenger RNA. RefSeq names its product ubiquitin carboxyl-terminal hydrolase isozyme L5 (gene Uch-L5). Bases 171 to 1148 code for a protein of 325 amino acids. Lineage: Eukaryota; Metazoa; Arthropoda; Insecta; Diptera; Culicidae. The transcript has 3 exons. Gene Ontology annotation, biological process: ubiquitin-dependent protein catabolic process; protein deubiquitination. The record is from RefSeq and is a predicted model, not a curated record. Gene Ontology annotation, cellular component: cytoplasm. Gene Ontology annotation, molecular function: cysteine-type deubiquitinase activity.
GUCAAAGCUUAUAUGCAUGAAUUAUUUGGGUACAUUCAUCUUCGUGUCAAAAAAUCGCGAACUCAGCUUCGGAUACAUUAAAAUAGUUUCUGUAAGGUGUUUUACUGCCACCGAGUAAUUAAUCGGAGUUUAAAUAGUUUCAUUUGAAUUUGGAAUUGCAGUAACUAAGUAUGGCAGAUAGUGCUGGAGAAUGGUGCUUAAUCGAGAGUGAUCCGGGUGUGUUCAGUGAACUUAUUCGAGGAUUUGGUGUCGAAGGAGUUCAGGUGGAAGAACUUUGGAGUUUGGAUGAGGAGCAUUUUAAGAAUUUGGAACCCGUUCACGGAUUGAUUUUCCUGUUCAAAUGGGUUAAAGAUGAUGAGCCGGCGGGAUCAAUCGUUCAAGAUAGCCGGCUAGAGAAAAUUUUCUUUGCUAAACAGGUUAUCAACAACGCCUGUGCGACACAAGCGAUUCUCAGUAUUCUGCUGAACACUAAACAUGCCGACAUUGAGCUCGGAUCGACGUUGUCAGAUUUUAAAGAAUUUGUAACUUCAUUUGAUGCAUAUAAUAAAGGACUGGCCUUGAGUAAUGCAUCCCAGAUAAGAACGGUGCAUAAUUCUUUUGCCCGUCAAACGCUAUUUGAGAUGGACAAUAAGCAUGGUAACAAGGAUGAAGAAGUUUUCCAUUUCGUCGGGUACGUACCGGUGGACGGUAGACUGUAUGAAUUAGAUGGUCUGAAGGAAGGUCCUAUUGAUUUGGGAGCUGUUGGUGCCGGUCAAGACUGGACGAACGUUGCCCGACCUAUAAUUGAAAAACGCAUACAAAAGUACAGCGAAGGUGAAAUCCAUUUCAAUUUGAUGGCGAUUGUUUCUGAUCGGCAGUUGAUUUAUCAGCGCCAGAUUGAUCAACUGUUGCAGUCCAGCGGGGACGAAGAAAUGGAAACCGAUACCAAGCAGAAUGAAGUUACUAGACUGCGAUUGCUGAUCGAAGACGAAGUUGCGAAACGUAAGCGGUACAAGGUAGAAAACAUUCGCCGGAAGCAUAAUUAUUUGCCGUUGAUUGUGGAGUUGCUGAAGAUAUUGGCCCAAAACGGGCAGUUGAUGCCGCUGUUUGAAAAAGCAAAACAACGUGCCUCCGAGCGAGAAUCUAGCAAGACUGGAACACCGAAAUAGGCGGGGGGAUUUGUGUGGCUGAAAGUUCAUCUUAAGAAACGUAAUAAAGCGACGUUCUUUAUUCUUAAACUAAGCUGUAAAA